Betta splendens (Siamese fighting fish) is the source of this 2716-nucleotide messenger RNA. It is a transcript of the gene anxa6, whose product is annotated as annexin A6. Gene Ontology annotation, molecular function: actin filament binding; phosphatidylserine binding; GTP binding. The coding region runs from base 428 to 2425 and encodes 665 amino acids. The transcript has 25 exons. Gene Ontology annotation, cellular component: cytoplasm; focal adhesion. Gene Ontology annotation, biological process: mitochondrial calcium ion homeostasis; growth plate cartilage chondrocyte differentiation; apoptotic signaling pathway. The record is from RefSeq and is a predicted model, not a curated record. Lineage: Eukaryota; Metazoa; Chordata; Actinopteri; Anabantiformes; Osphronemidae.
UACAAUAACCGGUGGCGUGGACGCGGCUUGGGUCUGUUUUCCGUCCUGCAGCGUUUGCAGAACAGCGUGCGUAAAGUGCGCGUAACGCAAGAAGCGCGCAGACGUCGCGUGCUGGACGUUACAAACGCAAACAUUUUGGCUGAUGAAGCUGACUCCGUCGUUUGCGCUUCGAACAUUUUUAAUAUACGACACUACCCCGCUGCAAUCAGAUUUCCCCACACAGUCUGGAGGCGCUGCGCACCACAGCAGUCAUUGCGUCACGCGCACGUAACGGCACGGCGUGAGUCCGGGCGGAGGAGACGACCAGAGCUGGUGAGCGGGGACGAACGCGGCAGGACAACUUUCACACAACAUCAGCACCCGCACUGACAAAGGCCCCAAACUAUUGAUUCCUGCCCAGCGGUGUCAUAGAAGACCAAAUACAGGCAUGGCGUUCAGAGGCACAGUCACAGACGCUCCCGACUUCGAUCCCAGCGCUGAUGCCGAGAGCCUCUACAAUGCUAUGAAGGGCAUCGGUAGCGAUAAAGAGGCCAUCUUGGACCUGAUCACGUCAAGGAGCAAUGCACAGAGGCAGGAGGUCAUCGCAGCGUACAAGUCUAGCUUUGGAAAGGACCUGAUCGAUGAUCUGAAGUAUGAGCUGACGGGCAAGUUUGAGCGUCUCAUUGUUAGUCUGAUGAGAAAGCCAGCAUACCACGAUGCCAAAGAAAUCCAUGAUGCAGUCAAAGGUGUUGGGACAAACGAGAAGUGCCUGAUUGAAAUUCUGGCUUCCAGGAACAACAAACAGAUACAUGAUAUGGUUGAGGCCUACAGGGAUGCCUAUGGCAGAGACAUAGAGGAGGAUGUAGUUGCAGACACGUCCGGUCAUUUUAAGAAGAUGCUGGUUGUUUUACUGCAGGGGACCAGAGAUGAGUCGGGGGUAGUGGAUGCAGACCUGGUGCAGCAGGACGCACAGGACCUGUAUUCAGCCGGAGAGGAGCAGUGGGGGACAGACGAGGCCAAAUUCAUUAUGAUCCUGGGAAACCGCAGCGUCACCCACCUGCACAUGGUGUUCGAUGCGUACGAGGCUAUUGCAGAGAUGUCCAUUGAGGACAGCAUAAAACAUGAGCUGUCUGGAGACUUCGAGAGGCUAAUGCUGGCAGUUGUCCAGUGCGUAAGGAGUCUGCCCAUGUUUUUUGCCAAGCGUCUUUAUAAGUCAAUGAAGGGACUCGGUACGGCUGACAACACCCUGAUUCGAAUCAUGAUUUCUCGCUCUGAAAUUGACAUGUUGGACAUUCGAGAGUGUUUCCGUCUCGCAUACGAGAAGUCACUGUACAACAUGAUUAAGGACGACACAUCGGGGGAUUACAAGAGGACACUGCUCAAUUUGUGUGGAGGAGAUGACGACCUAGCUGGAGAGUUCUUCCCUGAAGCCGCUCAAAUAGCCUACAAGAUGUGGGAAUUAAGUGCCAUGACCAAAGUGCAGCUCAGGCCAACAGUUCGCCCGGCGCCUAACUUUGAUCCUGCUGCCGACGCACAAGCCCUGAGGAAAGCUAUGAAGGGAUUUGGAACAGACGAGGAUGCAAUAAUUGAAAUUGUUGCAAGGAGAAGCAAUGCCCAGCGGCAGGAGAUCAGACAGACGUUCAAAUCCCUACUGGGAAGGGAUCUGAUGAAGGACUUGAAGUCUGAACUGUCAAAGAACUUAGAGAGGCUCAUCAUUGGACUCAUGUUGACACCGGCGGAGUUCGACGCCAAAAUGAUGAGGAAGGCGAUAGAGGGAGCUGGGACAGAUGAACACGCUCUGAUCGAGAUCCUAGUCACCAGAAGCAACGAGGAAAUACUUGCCAUGAAUGCUUCCUACAAGAGCACCUAUAAGAAGUCUCUGGAGGAAGCCAUUCAGUCGGACACAUCGGGUCACUUCUGCCGCAUUCUGGUUUCUCUGGUGCAGGGUGCAAGAGAGGAGGACCCUGCAGAUCUGGAAAGAGCAACUGCCGACGCUCAGGAACUUGCCAACGCGUGCAACUCAGAUUCUGAUGACAUGGAAAUGAAGUUUAUGAGCAUUCUUUGCACCAGAAGCUUCCCUCAUCUCAGAAAAGUAUUUCAGGAGUUCGUCAGAUACACCAACAAGGACAUCGAACAGAUUAUCAAAAAGGAAAUGUCUGGAGAUGUGAAAAAUGCAUUUUACGCCAUUGUCCGCAGUGUAAAGAACCAGCCCUCGUACUUCGCAGACCGUUUGUACAAAGCCAUGAAGGGCCUUGGCACAGAUGACAGAGCGCUGAUCCGCAUCAUGGUCUCCCGCAGCGAGCGCGACCUUUUCAACGUGCGCAAAGAGUUCAAGGAAACGCACGAUGUGUCACUCCACGAAUUCAUCCAGGUAGAAACUAUGAUCAGUGAUACUUCUGGUGACUACCGAAAAACUCUGCUGGUGCUGUGUGGAGGGGAGGAUUAAACUCAUGGCGUCUCUGCAGGACAAGGAGAGAUCACCGCUGCCACUCUUCAGCCAAACGAAGCCUUGCGAAGCAGUUUUCUGUCUUUAUGUCUGAUGGUUAGCAUUUAUUUAAUUUUAAAUGUCAAGCUUUGCGUGAAGAGCUUUGUAGGAAGAGGCCUUACACACGCAGGAUGUUUGAUCAGUACGUACUCAGUGCCUUCAGACAGAUGGCCAGUUAAUAAUUACCAUACAUCAUUAUAUACACUGUAUCAUACAUACAGAGCCUGAAUGAAAUAAACAACAUAAAAAGUG